AUGCAAUUUGAUCAAUAGAAAACAGAUGAAAUCAAGCUUAAUCCCAGAUAUCAGAAUCUCUUAAAAUGGGGAUUGGAUAAUGGUGUGAUCAUCAAGGAUGUGGAUAUGCCAGCAGCCUUUGGAGAACUCACUGGUGUUGUUGCUACUAAGGAUAUUCCUGCUAAUACAGUAUUUAGUUUUUAUUAUAAAUUUAAGGCAAUUAUCUGUGUGCCUCAACCCUUGAUCAUAUCCCAAGAGAAAUGCAAACUGAGUUCAUUGUCCAUCGUCUACGAUAAGCAUCCUGAACUAUUCGAUGAAAAUGAGACAUCGGAUGCUGAAUUUAAUAUCUUAAGUAUUGAUUUUAUAUUAGGCGCCCCUAGUUUUUUAUUUGUUCAAUGAAAAGAAGAAGGGCGAUAAAUCCUUCUAUCAUCCUUAUGUUCAAGCAAUUCAAUCGAAUAACACUUUAAUUGAUUGGACCAAAGAAGAACUGAAUUACAUUGAAGAUCCUAUAAUAUUAGACGAAUUUGCUAUAGUGCGUGAAGAUUUGAAAGAUUUAUGGAAUCAGGCCAAAGAGAUAUUCAAUGAAUUCGUUCAAGUUUUUGGAGAAACCAGACCAACAGACAAGGAAGAUUUUUAUUGGGCAGCAUAAAGUGUGAUGAGUAGAUGUUUUGGUUGGUCUUUGAAAUCCACCAGUAUGAUCCCUAUCGCUGAUUUUCUGAAUCAUUCCAACAAGGCCUGUACUCAUUAUCUGGUGAAUUCAAAAAUGGAGAAACUCGAAUCAGAGAAACUUCAAGCUAAAAAGGAUGGAAAAAAUGAACAGAAACAUGAUAGUGAUCAGGAUUCCUUCAUGCAGAUAGUGCAAGAAUAAUAUAAGAUAAAGGGAAGCAAGAUCAAUUUAAGUGUUCUCAAUAUCAAAUAAGAUGAAUCUCAACUUAAAUAGUUCGUCGAUCCCAAACAGACUUACAUUUUGUAACACUAGCAAUAUCUCACUGAAAAUCAAUUGAAAGAUAUCGACAACUUGGAUAACAUAUCAAAUUCUGAUAAGAGAGCCAUGAUCAAUUGGAUCAAUUAUGAACAAAUGAUUUAACAUCCUGAAGUAAACCUGUGGGAUUUAGGAUUUGUUACUUCCUCAGAUAGUGAAGACAACGACUCUGACGAAGAUGUUGAAAUAGCAAGAAACAAGCAAUUUGAAACUCUGAAAAUAAAGGAGUUAUCUGAUUGGAAACUUAAAUUUGAAGAGAAGAAACAGCAGAAGAUUCAAUAAAAGGAAAAUAAUCAAUAAGAAACCAAAAUAGAACAGUAAACAACUGAAUUAACUUAAGAACCGGAUAAAGAAUAAAGUGAGGGAGAUUUAAAGGGCUAAACAGAUAGUGAAAGCAUCUUGACUAUCUGUCUUAAUAAUGGUAUUAUUUUAGAGCAUAAUGCUAGAAAAGAAAAACUUAGUUACCAUCAAAGGUCUGCCUCCACAAUAGAUCUAGGCUUUGAAACAAAGACAAUAAUAGAUGUUGGAGGUUCAACAAUAAAAGGAAUAGAUCAAAUAAACCAUUUAAGAGUAACAACAAUAGUAGGAGAAGGACAAUUAAAGUGACAGCAGCGAAGAGUCAAAGUGGGAUUGGCUCGAGGAGAAUGACAAGGACGUGUACUUUUGUAUCACAACUACAGAGCCAAUAAAGAAGCAUGAAUAAGUUACAGUGUCUUACGGGAGAAGGACCAACAGAUUCUUGCUUAGCUGGUAUGGAUUUACUCUACCUGAAAAUAAAUACAGCUCCUAUAAUUUUAGAGUAAUAAGUUGAUUCUAACAAGUUAUGGCUCAAUACAGAUAUAUGCAAGGAGAAGGUUGUAAAUCAGAAAUAGAUCUUUGACACCAUCACCAUCAAUAAGUUGAUUAAUCCAGAAGAGUGGGACACAGGUAAAAUCAACUUCAAUGGUAACGACAUUCCCAUUUCAUCGAUUACGAAGGAAUUUAGAAUCAAAAAGAAUAAACUCAAUAUGGACUUGCUGAUGUAUUUGAGACUAUAUCUCAUGCUCUACCAAGUCCAAGUCAAGGAUGUUUUAAUCACUAUACCCGUAUCAGUCGAUUAUGAAGUAUUCGUGAUGCAGUUUUGUAUAUAAUUGUUACAACAUUAUCUAAAUUCAUACUCCUAGGAAUUGGCUUAAGAUAUUAAAGAAUUAGAAUCCUAAAUAUCAUUCUCAAGACGAUUUGCAGUAUCAAUGAUCAACAUUAAUUAUAGCUCCACAUUAACAAGGAACGCAAAGAAAUACUUAUCAAUUAGAUUAUGAUUCUAUUGGAUGCCAUAAUUAUCUUAAAAAAAUACAAAGAAAGCAAUGACUUGAAAUAGGCUUACAUAUCAGAAAUUCAUAAUAAUGUGUAUUAUAAGAUGGAAAUUUUAAGAGGCUUGAAAGUGUAUCUCAAAUCAAUUCAUGAAUUUCUAUGA
This is a messenger RNA of Paramecium octaurelia, 2414 nucleotides long. NCBI's taxonomy places the organism in Eukaryota, Ciliophora, Oligohymenophorea, Peniculida, Parameciidae. The record is from the annotation of a GenBank genome assembly.